Messenger RNA from Apis mellifera (honey bee), 429 nucleotides. RefSeq lists its product as uncharacterized. Bases 1 to 429 code for a protein of 142 amino acids. The record is from RefSeq and is a predicted model, not a curated record. Lineage: Eukaryota; Metazoa; Arthropoda; Insecta; Hymenoptera; Apidae. The transcript has 4 exons.
AUGCCAUAUUCUAAUCCUAUACAUCCUAAUACUUUAGUUCAAUGUGAUAGUGAAAAUGAUACUGGGAAUAUUUGUAUUGUUUACAGGAAUGAUGCUAUAACUAUUACGACUAUCCCUAAUUGGUUUAAAAGAUAUAGAGCUGGCAAUUUUGACUUGAAAAAUGAAGGAACCUACAGCCCAGCAACGACAAAUAUAGAUCUUAUCAAGGCCAUGCUUGUUGAAAAUCCGCGAUACAAUAUAUCAAAAUGCAUCGAAAAUGUACUUGAUUUAAGGACAAUAGACCUUCAACUUUCGCAAAGUCUAGACUUCACCCGAAGAAAGUUCUUUUAUCCAUUUGUUGACAUUGAAAAGAAAAAGGAAAUAAUGAGAGAACGUGAUAGACAUAUUGAUAUUCAUAUUGACCAGAACGGUUCAGACAUAACGCAAUAA